CCGGGUGGCGCAGGCCUCCGGGACGCCCGCCGAACUCCCGAGCCGUCUCCAAUUGGCCGUCGGGGGAACGGAAGCCGAAGCAGAGGAGUGAACCCGGAAGUGCUUCGCCGCGGAGGCCCGGGCGACUCUUUUGAAUGGAAUCGGGCUGAUUCAUCGCCGGUUCGCGGAGCCAGAGCCCGGCGGAGUCUGAGUCGCCGCUGCAGCUGUUGCCGUCUUCGCCGCCUCCGCGUCACCGCAGGUGGGAGACGAGAAUCCAGACCGCUGCCUCCCGUCCCCGCCCGCUUUCAGGAGAGAGAGAGAAAAAAAGUACUUGGGAAAAGUUAUACCUGUCAGUAUUAGCAGGAGCUUAAGAAGAAAUUUGUCAAACAACGAAUUGAAGCUUAACACCACAAGAGUUGUAGUUACUGACCAGAAAUAUGGACAGACUUCUUAGACUUGGAGGAGGUAUGCCUGGACUGGGCCAGGGGCCACCCACAGAUGCUCCUGCAGUGGACACAGCAGAGCAAGUAUAUAUUUCUUCCCUUGCACUGUUAAAAAUGUUAAAGCAUGGUCGUGCUGGAGUUCCAAUGGAAGUUAUGGGUCUUAUGCUUGGAGAAUUUGUUGAUGAUUACACCGUCAGAGUGAUUGAUGUGUUUGCUAUGCCACAGUCAGGAACAGGUGUCAGUGUGGAGGCAGUUGAUCCAGUGUUCCAAGCCAAAAUGUUAGAUAUGUUGAAGCAGACAGGAAGGCCUGAGAUGGUUGUUGGUUGGUAUCACAGUCACCCUGGCUUUGGUUGUUGGCUUUCUGGUGUGGAUAUCAACACUCAGCAGAGCUUUGAAGCCUUGUCGGAGAGAGCUGUGGCAGUGGUUGUGGAUCCCAUUCAGAGUGUAAAAGGAAAGGUUGUUAUCGAUGCCUUCAGAUUGAUCAAUGCUAAUAUGAUGGUCUUAGGACAUGAACCAAGACAAACAACCUCAAAUCUGGGUCAUUUAAACAAGCCAUCUAUCCAGGCGUUAAUUCACGGACUAAACAGACACUACUACUCCAUUACUAUUAACUACCGAAAAAAUGAACUGGAACAGAAGAUGUUGCUAAAUUUGCAUAAGAAGAGUUGGAUGGAAGGUUUGACACUUCAGGACUACAGUGAACACUGUAAACACAAUGAAUCAGUGGUAAAAGAGAUGUUGGAAUUAGCCAAGAAUUACAAUAAGGCUGUAGAAGAAGAAGAUAAGAUGACACCUGAACAGCUGGCAAUAAAGAAUGUUGGCAAGCAGGACCCCAAACGUCAUUUGGAGGAACAUGUGGAUGUACUUAUGACUUCAAAUAUCGUCCAGUGUUUAGCAGCUAUGUUGGAUACUGUCGUAUUUAAAUAAAACAAUGCAAAAGGCUAUUAGUGAUACUUUUCAGCGUAUAUUCCUCUAUUGUUCCUAAUGCUCAAAAUCAAGGGACCUCUGAAGGUGUGUUUGGUUCAAUGUAAGACAUCUGGCAUCAUUUGCAGCACUGUAACACCUUCAGUCUCAGUUGUGCAAUUACUUCUGUUUCUUUAGUCAGGGUCUUUGCAGAUUCCAAAGUUGUAUAAGAAUACAUCAAAGUGGACAAAUUUUGUUAAGAUCCCAUUUAAUAUUUGAAGAAAACAGUAACACAAAUAUAUUUUGAUUGUUGCUUACAAAAUAAAAUACAUUUACAAUCUA
Messenger RNA from Leopardus geoffroyi (Geoffroy's cat), 1667 nucleotides. RefSeq names its product proteasome 26S subunit, non-ATPase 14 (gene PSMD14). Gene Ontology annotation, molecular function: protein binding; metallopeptidase activity; proteasome binding. Gene Ontology annotation, biological process: protein deubiquitination; proteasome-mediated ubiquitin-dependent protein catabolic process. The record is from RefSeq and is a predicted model, not a curated record. The coding region runs from base 417 to 1349 and encodes 310 amino acids. Lineage: Eukaryota; Metazoa; Chordata; Mammalia; Carnivora; Felidae. Gene Ontology annotation, cellular component: proteasome regulatory particle, lid subcomplex. The transcript has 12 exons.